AUCUCAUCACCGCUCGGCACUAGCACCGCGAGACCUUAUUUCCCGCCUCUCCGACGGGCUCCCGCCGAGAGAAACCGCCAAACCCUCCAAAAUAUGCCGCCCUCCCGGGAGCAGCCCGCCGCCGCCGCCGCCGCCGAUGGCGGCGUUGAGGAGAAUGUGAUGGCUAUCCUCGACUCCUUCGUCGGCAUCAAGGAUUCCCGUGACCUCCACGACGACCGAGCCGCUUUUUUGGAGGCCGUGCGCUCCGUCGGCCUGGCCGGCGACAAACCCAUGAUCCCCACUGAGAGAAUGUACGAUGCUGUCUUUCUGAUUCUUCAAAGCAGCAGCUCUUUGGAGCUAAACAUUGCAAGUUUCCAUCUCUUAGUGGAGCUGGGCAAGAAAUAUCCAAGAGUUUAUUUGGCAAAUUCUGGUUCCCAACAAACUCUAGUUAUAGUUAAAGAGUCAUGGUCACCAUUUCUCCUUGGCAAUAAUUUAGCUUCGGGUGAGAAUGGGAGAAACACCAGUCGCUCAAAUCACCUCUUUGAUUCUUUGAGAUUUUCUUUGUUGACUGAGGCCAUGGUUGAAGCAUCGAAUGACACAGGUGCUAAUAAUGGGCUUAAGCAUAUAGAGAACAUGGUGCUGUUCCAGUAUCUCGUUCACACACUUGAGGCUGAUUUUGUACCUCGUCAUAUUGCAUAUAAAGAGUCAUUAGACUGGGUGAUUAUCAGGGAAUCUGUUUUAAACGUGCUUCUGGGAUCGCGAAAACUGGUAUUCAAAACGUUUGUCAAGAACUGCAUAUCCCUUCUGAACCAACAUCAGCGGGAAGUCGAAGAUGACAUAUCUUCUAAAUCAGCAUCUGAUUUGGAUUCUUCCUUAACCAUUUCAUCGCUUGAGUUUGAAAGAGAAGCGCUUAUAUCUGUGAAAAAACUUUUCAUUAUGGUUAUAAACCUUGACUUGAUUAGGCAAGAAGCAGACAAAUUGGGCCUGACUUCAAGAGCUGAUGGUCUCAGGAAUCCUAUCCUGGAAGUUAUUCUAGAGGAGCUAACUUACAACACAAUCUACUUAUCCCCAUUUCUUUUGGCCUUCACCGAGUGGAAGUGGAAAUUGCAGAUUAUCCUGCAGUACUUCUCAAGAUAUCAAGUUAAGUCUGCAGUCCGUACUCGGAGGUCAGAUAACUCUCAACAAGAUUUGACAGUGGAAAGCGCUCUGAGUAUGUUUUCAACAGACGCAAGCGCAAAGGCCAUGGUUAAGAUGAUGUGUCCAGAAGUUGCUCAGCUUCUCUUAGCACAUGCAUACCAGGUCUGCCUAUCCGUUGAUGGUGAUUCUAGCGAAGCUAAUGAUGCAGCAAAAAUGAUGGGAGCGUCUCUUCUCGAGAUAUCUUGCAAGUUUGUGUCCGCUUUCCAAAAUUUGAGAAAAAUCAACGCGAACAUUCAGAUUUCGCAGUUUGAGAAAGAAGCUUUGUUCACUGCAGCAACGCUGGCAAGAAAACUGCAGAACAAGUAAAGAUUGGAGACUUGGAAGUAUUCAUUUUGGAUUUUGGAGGCUUGGAAGUGAUGGGAUCAAAUGGUUUAUCUUAAGAGAACGAUAGUAUCUUUGUCUCAUCUAUUAUAUGCUACCUGUGUACAUAUAUUUCGGUUAUCUAUUUCCUCUGUAGUAGAGUAUCCGACGCUGACGUAGAGAACUGAAGCAUCUGGGUUGCUCAUCUCGGGGCAGAUAUCAAAUUCACUUAGUUUUCUGCUUGGCAAAUAUGUACUAGAGAAUGCUGGUUUCGUCUUAGAUGGUAACCAAGCAAACCAGCCCGGGUGUACUAGAAGAGGCUGAAAUCUAGGGCCUUGUUGUUAGCCCUGAGAGCAAGGCUAAUCUUCUACUUUGUCAGUACCUAAAUAUAAGUCUUUUUAGAGAUUUCAAUGUGAA
This is a messenger RNA of Aegilops tauschii subsp. strangulata, 1893 nucleotides long. RefSeq names its product negative regulator of systemic acquired resistance SNI1. NCBI's taxonomy places the organism in Eukaryota, Viridiplantae, Streptophyta, Magnoliopsida, Poales, Poaceae. Gene Ontology annotation, biological process: negative regulation of DNA-templated transcription; negative regulation of systemic acquired resistance; DNA damage response. Gene Ontology annotation, cellular component: nucleus; Smc5-Smc6 complex. The record is from RefSeq and is a predicted model, not a curated record. Gene Ontology annotation, molecular function: transcription cis-regulatory region binding.